AUGCAGUGGGUCAAGUCCCUGCUGCUGUUGAUGCUGGGGCUCAUCCCCCUCCGGGAGGGGGCAGCUCAGAUAACCCCCAAAGCAGAGGAUCCUGCCCUUUGCCAUCCUCUGGAGAAUAAUAGCAUAAGGGUUGACAUUCGCAACCUCCAUCAAAACCAGGGUGUUCCCAUUUCACACGACUUCCAGAACCGCUCCACCUCCCCCUGGGAUUACAACAUCACCCGGGACCCCCACCGGUUUCCCUCUGAGAUUGCAGAGGCCCAGUGCAGGCACUCAGGCUGCAUCAAUGCCGAGGGGAAGGAAGACAGCUCCAUGGACUCUGUUCCCGUCCAGCAAGAGUUCCUGGUCCUCCGGAGGGAGUCCCAGGGCUGCUCUCCUUCCUUCUGGCUGGAGAAAGUGAGGGUGACUGUUGGCUGCACCUGCGUCACCCCCAUCGUCCGCUAUGUGCGUGGCCUGAACAUGGCAAGUCAACUCAGCUGA
Molecule: messenger RNA, 480 nt
Organism: Rhinolophus ferrumequinum (greater horseshoe bat)
Lineage: Eukaryota; Metazoa; Chordata; Mammalia; Chiroptera; Rhinolophidae
Gene: IL17F
Product: interleukin 17F
Exons: 3
Coding region: 1-480 (159 amino acids)
Biological process (GO): inflammatory response
Cellular component (GO): extracellular region
Molecular function (GO): cytokine activity
Source: RefSeq, a predicted model, not a curated record